Molecule: messenger RNA, 132 nt
Organism: Racocetra persica
Lineage: Eukaryota; Fungi; Glomeromycota; Glomeromycetes; Diversisporales; Gigasporaceae
Source: the annotation of a GenBank genome assembly
GGGACUUGUCGAGAUUGUAGCAAUAAAGAGGACACCAAAAACGCCGACCUUUUUUUUGAAAUUGGAGGUGCUGAUUGUCUAGAUUGUCCUGAUGGUGAUAAUGGAAAGAAUGAGAGCGGGGAAGAGAAAUAA